Prunus mume (Japanese apricot) is the source of this 2583-nucleotide messenger RNA. Its product is annotated as oligopeptide transporter 1-like. Gene Ontology annotation, molecular function: oligopeptide transmembrane transporter activity. The record is from RefSeq and is a predicted model, not a curated record. Gene Ontology annotation, biological process: transmembrane transport. Lineage: Eukaryota; Viridiplantae; Streptophyta; Magnoliopsida; Rosales; Rosaceae.
CUAGCGUGCACAUAAAUGGUAUUCUUUGAGAGAGAAUAAAAGGAGGCAAAGAAAGAUGACAGUCUACGAAGAUGGCGACGGUGAAACCAAGUCUCAUUCCAAGAUCCAUGUCAAUGAUGAUGAAGUGGACGACAACCCAAUUGAGCAAGUUAGGCUAACAGUUCCAAUCACAGAUGACCCAUCAGAGCCAACCAUAACAUUUCGAACAUGGGUGCUUGGCCUAUUAUCAUGCACCACUCUUGCUUUUAUCAACCAGUUUUUUGGGUACCGCCAAAAUCAGCUCUUCGUUUCCUCAGUGUCUGCCCAAAUUGUGGUCCUCCCUCUUGGCAAGUUGAUGGCUGCGGUCCUUCCAACAACACAAUUUUCAGUCCCCUUCACAAAAUGGUCUUUCUCAUUCAAUCCGGGGCCUUUCAGUAUGAAGGAGCACGUUUUGAUCACCAUAUUUGCAAACUCUGGAUCCAACAGUGUUUAUGCAGUUAACAUCAUCACAAUUGUCAAGGCUUACUACCACAGAAGUAUUCAUGUUAUGGCAGCCUUCUUGUUAGCUCACACCACUCAGAUGCUUGGAUAUGGAUGGGCUGGAUUAUUCAGAAGAUACCUUGUUGACUCCCCUUACAUGUGGUGGCCCAGUAAUUUGGUUCAAGUCUCUCUAUUCAGGGCAUUGCAUGAGAAGGAAAAGAGACCCAGAGGAGGCCGUACAAAGAUGCAGUUCUUCAUCAUUAUUUUCACAAGCAGCUUUGCUUACUACAUUAUCCCAAGUUUCUUCUUCCCCUCCAUAACAGCUCUCUCCUUAGUCUGCUGGAUUUGGAAGGACUCAAUCACAGCCCAGCAGAUUGGUUCAGGGCUCAAGGGCCUUGGAAUUGGCUCUUUUGCCAUUGAUUGGUCCACCAUUGCUUCCUUCUUGGGCAGCCCCUUGGCCUAUCCAGAUGUUGCAGUCAUUAACAUGUUGAUUGGCUUUACUGUGAUCUUUUACAUUGUUACCCCCAUCAUCUAUUGGACCAAUACAUAUGAUGCUAAGAGGUUCCCACUAUUUUCCUCUCACACUUUUGACCAUGAUGGCCAAACCUACAACGUCAGUCGAGUUUUGGAUGAGAAAACUUUCGAUAUGAAUUUGAAGGAGUAUAGCGGUUAUAGUAAACUCUAUCUCAGUGCCUACUUUGCCUAUGGCUAUGGAUGGGGCUUUGCCACUCUCACAGCUACUAUUUCACAUGUUGCACUCUUUUAUGGAAAAGAAAUAUGGCAACUGUGGAAGAAGACGACUGGUGCAAUGAAGAAUCAGCUUGGAGACAUCCACAUGAGAAUAAUGAAGAGGAACUAUGAAUCAGUCCCUGAAUGGUGGUUCCAAACCAUCCUUGUUUUGAUGGUUGCUCUUGCCAUCUUUACUUGUGAAGGUUUCGGCAAACAGCUCCAACUUCCAUGGUGGGGAGUUUUACUAGCUUGUGCCAUUGCACUAUCUUUCACCUUACCCAUCGGGGUUAUUGCUGCCACAACAAACACGCAACCAGGCCUCAACAUAAUUACAGAGCUAAUUAUCGGGUAUAUGUACCCAGGGAAGCCUCUUGCUAAUGUGGCUUUCAAGACCUAUGGAUAUAUCAGCAUGUCACAAGCACUCAUGUUUCUUGGUGACUUUAAAUUAGGUCACUAUAUGAAGAUCCCUCCUAAGGACAUGUUUUUUGUGCAGUUAGCUGGAACACUGGCAGCGACAAGUGCCUACUUUGCCACAUCUUGGUGGCUUCUGACAACUGUCGAGAACAUCUGCAAUCCGGCAAAGUUGCCAGAGGGGAGUCCAUGGACAUGUCCUGGUGAUGAUGUGUUCUACAAUGCUUCAAUCAUAUGGGGAGUCAUAGGGCCACUCAGAAUGUUCACUAGCAAAGGAAACUACCCAGAGUUGAACUGGUUCUUCCUCAUCGGCCUUUUGUCACCCAUUCCCGGUUGGCUGCUCCAUAAAAAAUUCCCCAACAAAAAGUGGAUUAGGCACAUAAAUAUGCCUGUAAUCCUUGGAGCAACAAGUUUAAUGCCACCAGCAAAAGCCGUAAAUUUUUCGUCAUGGUUCGCAGUUGGAAUUUUCUUCAACUUCUUUGUUUACAGAAGGUACAAGGAGUGGUGGGCUAGGCAUAACUAUAUCCUAUCAGCUGCUUUGGAUGCUGGAGUGGCCUUUACUGCUGUUAUCCUAUAUUUCGCCCUCCAAUCCAAGAAUAUUAUGGGACCAAAGUGGUGGGGUCUGGACCAAGAUGAUCAUUGUCCAUUGGCUAAGUGCCCCACAGCACCAGGGGUAGUGGCCAAAGGGUGUCCAGUUUUUUGAGAUUCGUCAAAAUCCUCUUUGAAUGUAUGCCCAUUUAAUUUUGCAUAUCUUAGCUGAGUUUUCUAGUUUCGAUGAUGAUGAAGAAGAUGUAGCAGCAUAGUUAUUUAGUUUGAAUAAAUUAAAAUUCAGAUUUUAGUCUUGUGCAAUUAAAUAGUUUGUUUAUUUUUCAUAAUUUGGAACCAGAUAUGCAAGCAUGCUUUGAAACUGAAAUAUGUUGCAUAUAAUCUAAAAUUCAAUGUCUUUGAAAAUGAUGUUAGUUGAACUAUAUAAUGUUCUUCACU